Staurois parvus is the source of this 366-nucleotide messenger RNA. The record is from the annotation of a GenBank genome assembly. NCBI's taxonomy places the organism in Eukaryota, Metazoa, Chordata, Amphibia, Anura, Ranidae.
UGCACACACAGACAUGUACAUACAUAUACACACACACACACACACACAGAAACAUGUACACACACACAGAGACACAUGCACACACAGACACAUGUACAUACAUACACACAAAAUGUACAUGCACACACACACACAUGUACACACACACACAUACACAUGUACAGAUACACACAGACACAUGUACAUGCAUACACAGAGACACAUACAUGUACACACACACACGCAUGCUGUUAAGUGCUCUCCUCUCGCCUGAAGCCACCACUGCCUGACAUAGAGGAUCAUGUGACCAGAGUGAGCUGAAAUUAAGCGCGCACACACACAGCCCUAUAAAAAGCUGCAGUACUUCGUUGUUGACUCACAGAGCGG